CCCAACCACAUAAAGAAAAAGAACCCAACACAACCAAAAGCACCAACCUACACAAACUAUUACAAACCAUCUCCUGUUAUUCUCUCUUUCUUUAUUCACCAAAAACUUUGAAACCCAUCACCCCAACCAAAAUGGGUGCACCACUCCAGCUGCUGGUCCAAAUCUUGAUGACCCUCCAGCUAGCCAGGGCUGCCACAAUGACCGGCAGCUGGUGCGUGGCUCGGAGCGACGCUAGUGAUGAUGCAUUGCAGGCUGCUCUGGAUUAUGCAUGCGCUUCUGGAGCUGAUUGCAAUCCUAUUCAGCCCUCUGGGCUCUGUUUUUUGCCUAAUACUAUCCAGGCUCAUGCUUCUUAUGCUUUUAAUAGCUUCUUUCAGAGGAAGUCUAUGGCUCCUGGCUCCUGUGACUUCUCUGCUACUGCCACCGUUGCCAAAACUGACCCCAGUUAUGGAUCUUGUGUGUAUCCAUCUUCAUCAAGCACAGCUGGAGGGACACUUCCACCCGCAACUGAUACAACUACACCAACUGCAGUUCCCCUCGCAGACGUACCACCACCACCACUUGGCACUUCACCAACUUUUGGAACUACGGGAAUGAACCCAGGUGCACCGUUACCUGAUGCCCCACCUUCUGUGGCUUCAGCGGAGUCGUCAGUAACAAGAAUGUUGAUUCAUCUUUCUUUCUCUCUAAUUCUCUUGUUUGUGUUUUAACCUAAGUAGAUCGGUCUUUGAAGCUUAGCUGGAUUAUCGUGAUAUUAUGAAGAUUAGAUUAGUACAAUUUUGUUAGAAAUUGAAGCCAUCUUUGUAAAAACUUUAAGUUGGUUCUUCUCUUCUACAGCUAGAAAUUUAUUGGUGGCGGUUAAUAUCAAAUUUAGGUAUAAAAAAACCCACGUUAGUUAGCCAUGUCAAGGUCUAACAAAUUCAGUCCAAUUUCUUUGAUUUAUCUAGUGCAAAUUUCAGCCUUAAA
Messenger RNA from Daucus carota subsp. sativus, 963 nucleotides. RefSeq names its product PLASMODESMATA CALLOSE-BINDING PROTEIN 3. The coding region runs from base 132 to 707 and encodes 191 amino acids. The transcript is spliced from 3 exons. NCBI's taxonomy places the organism in Eukaryota, Viridiplantae, Streptophyta, Magnoliopsida, Apiales, Apiaceae. The record is from RefSeq and is a predicted model, not a curated record.